UUUUAUAUUUCCUAGACAAAAAGUUGUUGAACUAAGUCGACGAUCGAAGUUGCUUAACCUAUUUUGGUGAUGUCUUCGCAUAACCUGAAACAAGGAACUCUAAACAAUUUCUUAAAAAGAAAAGAACCAUGUUCAAGUGAAAUUCCAUCUAGUAAUCGAGCUAAAAAAAUGGAUACUAUUACAAGGUCAUCCAUCUGUACCCCUGAUGGUACCCAAAACAUUUUCAAGUCUAGAGAUUUGAUAUACGAGGCGGCUUUAAAAUCCCUACAACCAAAUAAUGAGUCUCGAAAGAUGAUAGCUCUAUGUGGGAUGGGUGGUAUCGGCAAGACCACAAUGAUGGAACAACUAAAGAAGGAAGUGGAGGCUUCAAAUUUUUUUGAUAAAGUUGUGAAGGUGGUUCUUGGUGAAAACACUGACCUAGUUGCUCUUCAACGAGCUACGGCAAAAUGCAUUAAUCUUGAGGAUAUAAAAGAAGAAGCUAUAGAUGCAAGGGCUGAUCGUCUUCGAAAAAUAUUUGAGGGGAUGUCAAAACAGGGAAAGAAAACUUUAGUAAUAAUGGAUGAUAUUUGGAGUGAGGUCGACCUCAAUGAUGUUGGACUAAGGCCUUUUCCAACUGGGUUCAAGUUGUUAUUCACGUCACGGUCUGAAUAUGUUUGCACUCAGAUGGGUGUUAAAACUGACUCAGUUUUCAAAUUGCGCGUCUUAGAUGUAGCAGAAGCAAAAGCUUUAUUUUUUGGAAUUGUGGGAAUAUCUAUGUCUGAUCAUGAUGAUCCUGAGCUCCAUAAGAUAGGAGAAGAUAUUGUGAAUAAAUGUGGGGGCUUGCCCAUUGCCUUGAAUACCGUUGCCAAAAGUCUUAUUGGUAAGAAAAAUGAGGCAUGGAAAGAAACACUUUCUAGUUUACAACAAAAUGUCCUUAAAGACAUCGUGCAUAAAGUUUUUGGAAUGAGCUACAACAAUCUUGAAAAUGAAGAUGAUAAAUCUAUUUUUCUUCUAAGUGGCUUAUUUCCGGAUGACUUUGAUAUUCCUAUUGAGGACUUGAUGAGGUACGCAUGGGGACUGAAGUUGUUUACUAACGUGUAUACUUUAGCAGAAGCUAGAAGGCGAACAAUCGUUUGUGUUAACAACCUCAUACAUGUGAACUUGUUGACACAAAGUAAAUGCAUGGGAUGCGUAAAGAUGCAUGAUCUGGUGCGUGUUUAUGCUUUAAGUAAUUUUACAAAAGUGAAACAAGCUUCAAUAAUCUACCAUGAUAAUAUGUUAGACCAAUGGCUUAUAGAAGAUGCUAACGAAUCCUAUGAUAGAAUUUUGUUAAAGAGCAAAGGUAUUAAUAAAUUUCCAUUCGACUUCAAUUACCCAAAUCUCUCACUCUUGAUUGUAAUGGAUGAAUAUAACCUCCUUAAGUUUCCGCAAGAUAUUUAUAAAAAAAUAGAAAAUCUUGAGGUUGUGUGUUAUGAGAAAAUGGGUAUUCCAUUGCUUCCGGUAAUGUUCGAAAACUCAACCAAACUUCGAACCUUAUGUCUUCGUUCAUGCUCAUUGAUUGAUGAUAUAUCUUUUCUUGGACAUCUAAGCAACUUGGAAACAUUGAGCUUUGUAGAUUGUCGAAUAAGAAGGUUACCAUCGAUGAUAGGAAAGUUGAAAAAACUGAAGUUACUUGAUUUGACUGGAUGUGUUGACCUACGUAUUGACGAUGGUGUCUUUCAAAACUUGGAUAGCCUUGAAGAACUGUAUAUGAGAGCUCAUACAGGUAGUCCAAUAAAAUUCACAGAUGCCAAUUGCGACGAGUUGGAGAUACUUUCACGGAGGCUAUUUUCAUUAGAGUUGGAGUUCUAUGAGAAUAAGGCCCAACCGAAAAAAGUGUCUUUUGAAAACCUUGAAAGGUUCAGAAUAUCUAUUGGUUGUCAACUGUCAUUAUUGAGAUAUGACGGAAAAUAUUCAUUCAGAAACACAAUUCAGUUUGUUGGUGAGUGCAACAAGCUUCUAGAAUGCAGUAUUAGUGACCUAUUUGAGGAAACAGAGGAACUUCAUCUUCAAGUAGAUGAUAUGCAUCAUCUUGAGAAUGUUUCAAUGCAUCACUCAUUUUCCAAUUUACGGAUCCUUCAUGUUUUUGGGUGUAAAGAGUUGACAUACCUCUUUACGGUUGCCAUGGUAAGUGGUUUGAAGAAAUUGGAGCAACUUGAAAUUUCCAAUUGCCCUGUUUUGAGAACACUGGUUGGUGAGGAUUGUGGAGUUGGGGUGAUUAUCUUCCCGUAUUUAAAAUAUAUGUAUUUAGAGGAACUGCCAAACAUGGUAAGUUUAUCCGUUACGAUGAUUGAGUUACCAGAAAUGGUAGAGUUGAAACUUGGUACUCUUCCUAACUUCACGAGCAUUUAUCCAGACAACGGUAAUCCAUGUGCUAUACAAUCCUUAUUGAACAAAAAGGUUGUGAUACCUAAGUUGGAGAAAUUAGAUAUUUUUUAUAUGGAGAACUUGAAGCAGAUAUGGCCGUCUCAAAUGUCUACUGCUGAGAAAAAUAAUGUAAACAUGUUGAGAAUGAUCAACGUGUACAUGUGUGAUAGCCUUAUCAAUAUUUUUCCAAACAAUCCAUUGCCAAUGCUAAACAAUUUAGAAGAGUUUGAGGUUUCAAAUUGUGGUUGUUCCAUUGAAGUAAUAUUCAACAUCGACUUUGAAAAUGUUAGUGAAAUGGAGGGAUACAUUAGCAGAUUAAGAAGCAUUAGAGUCGAAGGGUUAGUGAUGCUUAAAGAGUUGUGGAGGAUAAGAGGUGUAAAUAACUCUAACAUCCUCAUCAAUGGCUUUCAAGCUGUACAAAGCAUUAAUAUAAGUGGUUGCAAGAGGUUUGAAAGUACAUUCACACCUGUCACAGCCAAUUUUGAUCUCAGUGCACUUACCGACUACAUCGUUGAAGGGGUUGGCCUUCCCAAUUCCACACCCAUGAUUAAUGUAAUAUCAGAGGUGGAUGACGAUAUUUCGAAUGUUACAUACCUCUCUUAUCUUCUGCCCACCUGUCAUCACCUUCAACGUCUUCGAUUAUGUAGUGAUGAAAGAGUGUCGGGGGUGUUGUUUGAUAUGGAUAGUCAAAGUAGUAGGCAAUUAGCAACAAUUCAACCGCCACUACUACUCCCCUACCUUCAAAGUAUAGAUCUAUACAAUUUGAAGGAGACAAGUCAUGUGUGGAAGUGCAAUUGGAAUAAAUUCUUAAUUCCUCAACAUCAACCUUUACAAUUUCCAUUCCAAAGCCUCACAGACAUAUUUUUGCAUUCUUGUCACAAGUUAGAGUACUUGUUUUCACCUCUUAUGGCAAAAUAUUUAUCCAACUUAAAGAUUGUCAGUAUAAAUGAUUGCUAUGGUAUUGAAGAAGUUAUUUCUAGCAGAGAUGAUGAAAAUACUACAUCCACAUCUUCUUAUCAAGACACCACAUUCUUUCCUCAUUUAGAGACUCUCCAGCUUGCAUCUCUGCCAUCUCUAAAGAGUGUUGAUGGUCAAACCCAGAGUGGUCAAGUAAACGGUGCUUGUUGGUCAUUGUGCCAAUACCCCACAAAGAUAUCCAUAAUAAGGUGUGCUGCAUUGUUAAUUCUAAUUCCAUGGUAUGCAGUAGGACAAAUGAACAAGCUUCAGGAACUGGAAAUAAUGUCUUGUGAAACAAUGAUGGAGGUAUUUGAAAGUGAAUCAAUCAAUCAUGUUGAUGGAGGUACAUGUAGUGUUGUUGGUCCUACAUUAGCAAGUCCACCACUAAGAAAUGUUACUAUUGUAGUUGUCCCUCAACUCUCCAACUUAACAAGUGUGUCUAUUAGUGAUUGUCAUUGUCUGCCACAUCUAUUCCCAUUCGCUACUCUUGAAAGCCUCAAGCAACUGAAACAAUUAAUGGUAAGUGGAUGCAAGGCAAUGCAAGUGAUUGUAAAAGAAGAAAAUGAAACGUCAUCAAAAGUUGUAGUGUUCCCUCGUCUGGAGACACUUGAACUUGGUCAUCUACCAAACCUCAAGGGUUUCUUCUCGGGGGUGAAUGAGUUCCAAUGGCCCUCAUUGAAUGAUUUAUAUAUCAAUCAUUGCCCUCAAUUGAUGAUGUUUACAUAUGGUCAGUCAACAACUCCAAAGCUCAAAUACAUACAUACAAGUUUUGGCAAAUAUAGUCUUGAAUGUGACCUAAACCUUCAUGGAACUAUUCGUCAGACGACAAUCCCAACUUCUUUCGAUUUUCAUAGUUUGGUAGAGUUAUCUAUAAAUAACAGGGAUGUUAAAAAGAUUAUUCCAUCACAUGCGUUGCAACAAUUACAAAAGCUUGAACAUAUUAAUUUAGUUGAAUGUCAUUUGGUAAAUGAGGUAUUUGAAGUAGUAGCAUCGGAAAAGACAAACAAUGGUGGUUUCAAUGCAUCACAAACUGUUGUCCAAAUUCCAAACCUAACACAAGUGAAGUUAGAGAUGCUAAAGAAUGUCAAGUAUUUAUGGAAGAGCAACAAAUGGAUGGUCCUGCAGUUUCCAAACCUAACAACUGUACACAUAAUAAGGUGUGAAAAGUUAAAACAUGUUUUUACAUGUUCCAUGGUUGGUAGUCUAGUGCAACUACAAGACCUACAAAUCAGUUUUUGUAGAAAUAUAGAAGUGAUUGUCAAGAAAGAAGAAGAAGAAUGUGAUGUCAUGUUACCUCGUCUAAACUCCUUAAAACUAGUUGGCCUUCAAAGUCUCAAGGGAUUUUGCCUAGGGAAGGCCGCUUUCUCAUUGCCAGCUCUGGAUACUUUAGAAAUCAAUAGAUGUCCAUCAAUUACAUAUUUCACCAAGGGACACGUGUCUACCCCUGAGCUAAAAGUAAUACAUACAAAUUAUAUGAUUUGUUGUGUAAAGACAAACAUCAACUCCUUUAUAAAGACCAAACAAGAGGAGGGGUGUGAAUUCUAGAACAAGAUCAUAUGUUUUCUCUGCAAGGUUCUAUAAGGUACGUUUUUUUAUAAGUAACAUUAUAACUGUCUAGAUGUAUUCUAAUGUCUGUUACACUGGAUAUAUAGUUGUGCACAGAUUAUUAGUAAUGUUUUGGAUCAGAAUUAACAUAAAUGUAGCAGUCCUGUAUGAAAGUAAACAACAAAUUGACUUAUGUUCAACUUUUAUUAGUUGAAUAUCUUUAUGUUUCUAGGAUGGAAGGGACUAAAUAGACUAAACAAGGAACCUAAUAAAUAUUAUGAAGAGGUGGAACUGCUACACUUUGACUUUUGACGUCAAACAAGGUAUUGUUUAAACACAAAAUUCCUCCCAAUAAUUUGUUAGAACUUUAGCACCAACAACUUCCCGUGUCUUGUACAUGGUAUUGGGUUUUACAUAAUUGUACGUCAAAUGUCAAAGAAAUACUUAUCAAUUCAUAUUUCACAAGUUGACCAUCUGACAAAGACAUUAUAAUCCCUUUUUUUGGAAGAUAA
Molecule: messenger RNA, 5399 nt
Organism: Helianthus annuus (common sunflower)
Lineage: Eukaryota; Viridiplantae; Streptophyta; Magnoliopsida; Asterales; Asteraceae
Exons: 9
Coding region: 70-4887 (1605 amino acids)
Molecular function (GO): ADP binding; ATP hydrolysis activity
Source: RefSeq, a predicted model, not a curated record